Messenger RNA from Cricetulus griseus (Chinese hamster), 354 nucleotides. NCBI's taxonomy places the organism in Eukaryota, Metazoa, Chordata, Mammalia, Rodentia, Cricetidae. The record is from RefSeq and is a predicted model, not a curated record.
AUGGCGGGGGUGGUAGCGCUAGUGCGGAAAACUCAAGAAUAUGUGAAGACCAAGGAGUUCCGGGAUUACAUAACCAGCACCCACUUCUGGGGUCCUGUGGCCAACUGGGGCCUCCCACUGGCCGCCUUCAAGGAUAUGAGGGCGUCUCCCGACAUCAUCAGUGGCCGCAUGACGAUAGCGCUCAUCUUCUACUCCAUGGCUUUCAUGCGCUUUGCCUACCGGGUCCAGCCUCGAAAUUACCUGCUGUUGGCGUGCCAUUUUUCCAACGUGGUGGCACAGAGCAUUCAGGGGAGCCGUUUCGUGGCACACUACUACCUUGGUGGGGCCAAGGCCCACAACCGUCCGGCCAAAUAA